UAAUUUAGUAAUCAUUGGAACAAUCUUUGUGAAUAUGUUAUUGCUGGCAAUGAAUAAAAAUUUUGCCAUUAUUGAUCUCAUCUUUACAGGAAUAUAUACAUUGGAAGUAAUUAUUAAGGUACUGUCCCGAGGCUUUGUAUUGCAUACGUUUUCAUACCUCAGGAACCCAUGGAACUGGUUGGACUUCACAGUAGUUUUGUUGGCUUAUUUGACACUGGCAUUUCCAACAAUUCCUGGACUAUCAGCGUUAAGGGCUUUCCGAGCUCUUAAGAUGAUUGCAAUUUUACCUGGGCUCAAGACUAUCAUUGGUGCUAUAUUCAAGUCUGCGAGGCUGCUAAUGGAAGUCCUUCUUCUCAUGAUGUUUGUUCUCCUAAUUAUUGCAUUGUUUGGACUUCAAAUUUUCAAAGGCGUUCUGACACACAAGUGUAUAAAAAACAUGGAACCCAGGGUUAACAUUACUCAUGCAGAAUGGGAAAAUUAUAUUCAAAACAAAUCUAACUGGCUUGUUAUUGAAGACGUUGAUACAAUGGUUUGUGGAAAUGGAACAGGUACUGGGAGAUGCCCCACAAACUUUACAUGUCUCCCUGGCAUAGGAUUCAAUCCAAACAAUGGAUAUACAAAUUUUGACAAUAUUGGAUGGGCAUUAAUCACAGCUUUUCAACUCAUCACACUGGACUACUGGGAAAACACGUAUAACUUGGUACUACGUGCCAGUGGAGCCUUUUACAUUAUCUUCUUUAUAGUAGUCGUCAUGUUUGGUGCUCACUACAUCGUAAAUUUGGUGCUAGCAGUCGUGGCAGCUUCCUAUGAAAAGGAAGCCAAAAGAAAACAAGAACUAAAGGAAGAAGAGGAACGGAUUUUGGAGUUAAGGCGACAGAAAGCACUGCUGCGUGCAAAAGAAAGUGCUCUUAGUCCAAGGGAAAAGUUUCGUCAGUGUGGAAAAAAGCUAACUCGGGGUUUUUCUAUGGAUUCUGUAAUGUCCUGGGCAACAGAAAUUUCCCAGCUCGAUGAAGAAGAAGAAAAUGAUAAACAAAAGAAUUCACGGUGUUAUGCUUUCAAAAAAAGAUUGAAGCGAAAGUUUUGCUCUUGGACCUGUUGCCCAGCAUUUUUAACACUGCAGGAAUAUUUAGUGAUCCUUGUUUCACACCCACUUUUUGAAGGGGUGAUUACUAUCUGCAUCCUAAUAAAUACUCUUUUGCUGUCGAUAGACUACCAUCAAGCACCUUAUUCUCAUGCCCUAGAAAGUGGAAACACUGUUUUGUCAAUUAUUUUUAUAAUAGAAGCUAUUCUGAAGGUGACUGCACUAAAUCCCAUGCCCUAUGUGAGAAAUGGAUGGAAUGCAUUUGAUUUUAUUAUUGUUCUGCUGACUUGUUUAGAAUGGAUACUCUCCACAGUAAAUAUUCCAACACUUAAACUUUCCAUGAUACGAUCACUGAGAAUGCUUAGAGUCUUCAAACUAGCAAAAAACUGGAAAACACUGAACACAUUGAUCAACAUUAUAUUCAAAUCUUUAAAAGAGAUGGGAAAUCUGACACUUAUCGUCAUCAUCGUGAUUUAUAUAUUCACUGUAAUAGGAAUGCAGCUUGUUGGACAUGACUAUGAAAAUAAAGUAAGCAAUCAAAUACCAAGAUGGAACUUCAGAGGCUUUUACAAUUCCUUUAUAAUGGUCUUUCGAAUUUUAUGUGGAGAAUGGAUUGAACCAUUGUAUGAUUGUAUGCGCUGCUCAAAGAUGUACUUUUGUCUACCACUGUUCUUGCUUACAUACAUAGCUGGAAACUUUCUGGUGUUAAACUUGUUCUUGGCUCUUCUUCUCAACUUCUUUUCUGGGGAUACACUAACUGCAAAUAAAAAGGAAGAAAAAACAACUCCAUAUAAAGAUUAUAUUAAGAGCUUCCUGCUUACGCUAUCUUGCCGAAAAAGAAAUAAAUCAUCUUUGGGUAAAAUACAGCCAGAUGACCAAACAGAUACUUCAGAGACAGACAAUGCUCACUUUUCUAAUGAUGUCCCUUUAUCAGACUGCAAUAUGAAACAUCAGAUGAGUAUGCAAAAUGAAAUUAACUUGUCAAGGACUGUUGAGUCAACAGCUUCGCCAACACUGUCAAAUAGUGCUGAGCUCCCUUCAAUGGGCACAAAUGAAGUGCCUACCAUCAGUGCUAUGUGUGAUCCAGCCAGUGGUGGACGGAAGUAUGAAAAUGGAUCAGCAGUCUUGAUGCUCGAGACGGUGGAGGAAGAGCAGCAGGAAGCAGAACGUGAACUCUAUCGUCCAUCUGGGGACACGGGUUGCCCAGAAAUAACAGAGCAGUCAAAUGAUAAACCUGUUAAUGAAGAUAAUAAAACCGAUGGUGAGAAACCUCUGUGCUCAGUUGAAGAGGAAGGCAUGGAGGAUGAAGAACAAAAAACAGAAGUCAAAACAAUGCAGCCCUGCUUGCCAGCCAUGUGCACUGAAAAAUGCAUUUGUUGUAAUGCACUUAAAACAACCUUCUUGGGAAAGCUCUUCCUUUCACUGAGGACACUGAUGUUCAAAGUGGUGAAUAAUCGUGUGUUUGAUGGCAGUGUACUGUUUGUCAUACUUUUGAGUACAAUGACACUGACUUUAGAUGAUAAAUACUUACAAAAAGAUGCAAAAGUCCAGCUGGCACUGCGGUACCUGGAUUACUUUUAUGCCUUCUUUUUCAAUUUUGAAAUGAUUGUUAAAGUGCUAGGCCUUGGUCUUACAGACUAUUUUACCAACGUCUGGACAUUACUGGAUUUCUUUCUUGUUGUGGUAAGUUGGCUCAGUAUGUUAGGCAACAGCAUUCAAGCCUUCAAAUCACUGCGAUCUCUCAGAACACUGCGUGCUUUGAGACCUCUACGAGCCAUUUCUCGUUGGGAAGGAAUGAGGCUUGUUGUUAACGCCUUGGUUGCUUCAAUACCAUCGAUUUCGAAUGUCAUGUUCGUAUGUCUUGUAUUCUGGCUGAUAUUUGGCAUUGUUGGUGUUCAGAUCUUUGGUGGAACUUUCUUCCAAUGUGUGGAUCAAAAUAAUGACCGUCUUCCCAUUAGUAUUGUAAAUAAUCGAUCUGAAUGCAAUGCAUAUCAAGAUCUCGGAUACCAAUGGGUCAACCCCAAGAUUAACUUUGAUAACGUAUUAGCUGCUUACAUGGCUCUCCUGCAGGUGGCAACAUUUGAAGGUUGGCUAGAAAUUAUGGCAAAUGCUGCUGAUACUCGUGGGAUUGACCUACAGCCUGAAAUGGGUGCAAAUCCAUACAGCCUCUUCUACUUUGUAGCUUUUAUUGUAAUUGGAACUUUCUUCACAUUGAAUCUUUUCAUUGGUAUAAUUAUUGAUAACUUUAACACCAUGCAUAAAAGGGUGAAAGGAGCUUUAGUCACAGUUCUAACUGAAGAUCAAAGAAGGUUUUAUGGCACACUUAAGCGUCUGUUUAAGACUAAACCAUUUAAGAAAAUUCCAACUCCUAAGAAUGUGAUUCUUUACAAGUUCUACAAGUUAGUGAGCCAUAGAUGGUUUGAACCAUUCACCAUUUUCUUAAUAACAUUGAAUGUGCUGGUGAUGGCAUGUGAUCAUUAUGGACAGACAAAAAGAUUUGCCUUAGUUUUAAAUUGGUUCAAUGUAAUAUUUGCAGCUCUAUUUACAGUUGAAGCAAUUUUAAAACUGUUAGGCCAACGCCAAUACUAUUUCACUCAAGCUUGGAAUAUCUUUGAUUUUCUAGUCGUCGUUCUUUCCCUUGUAGGAAUCUUGUUGGAUUCAUCCGCAUCCAAAAAGCAAGGGGUUUCUCCGACUAUUUUACGAGUGUUCCGAAUUGUCAGGCUGGCGCGGUUGUUGAGGUUGGUGAGAUCCUUGAAGGGGAUUCGGAAGUUGCUGUUUACGUUGGUGAUAUCAAUCCCGGCCCUUUUCAAUAUCGGCCUGCUCCUCGGCCUGGUCAUGUUCAUUUAUUCAAUAUUGGGGAUGAGUUUGUUUCGAGACCUUCCGAGAGAAUCGCCAAUAAACGACAUGGUCAAUUUCGAAACUUUCGGCAAUAGUAUGAUGCUUCUGUUUAGAUUGACAACAGCCGCCGCUUGGAAUGAGAUUCUCCACGUGAUGAUUAACUCCCCCGUCCAGAGGCAGUUUGUAUCGUUCACCUACAUGACAUCGUACAUAGUGGUCGCGUAUAUCGUGAUUAUCAACAUGUAUGUCGCUGUCAUUUUAGAAAACUUCCACGAAGCCCAAGAGCAAGAACUCGCUGGAGUGACAGAUGAAGACGUGGACAUGUUUUACGAGGUCUGGAGUAAUUAUGAUGUGAAGGCGACACAAUUCAUCACAUACGACCAAUUAUCUGACUUCCUAAAUGAACUCAAAUCUCCUUUACGAAUACCAAAACCUAACGCAGUGAAAGUUGCGGCUCUCAACCUACCAUUAACUAAUGGUGACAAGCUGCACUGUCUGGAUGUACUGGAAGCUCUCAGUGCUGUUAUCGUUGGCAAAGUCACGGAGUCAGAGCCCCUCAAGAAGCUCAGUGGAGAAGUUUAUAAAAUGUCAGUGAAAGUAUUCCCCAUUCGGAACACCUUGGAAACGAUCACUACCACAUUCAUGUUACGAAAGGAAUUCAAGGCUGCGUUAACCAUUCAGAAAGCAUUUCGAAAGUGGAAAUUACGUCAAAACCAUACAACAGCCAAAAAGAAACUUGAAAGAUCUUUCAGCUCCUUGAGAAAAUCGCUCCGAAGUCUCCGUUCCAGCAGGCCGACCUCUCCUUUAACAUGAUUUUCACCUGGUUAUUAGUAGAAGCGUAGACAGUGCG
Chiloscyllium plagiosum (whitespotted bambooshark) is the source of this 4769-nucleotide messenger RNA. Lineage: Eukaryota; Metazoa; Chordata; Chondrichthyes; Orectolobiformes; Hemiscylliidae. The record is from RefSeq and is a predicted model, not a curated record.